Molecule: messenger RNA, 1317 nt
Organism: Arabidopsis lyrata subsp. lyrata
Lineage: Eukaryota; Viridiplantae; Streptophyta; Magnoliopsida; Brassicales; Brassicaceae
Product: protein LOW PSII ACCUMULATION 3, chloroplastic
Exons: 12
Coding region: 51-1121 (356 amino acids)
Source: RefSeq, a predicted model, not a curated record
GUAGCCAGUGUUAUCACUACCGUCUAAAACACAGAGAGAGAGGAGCAAGAAUGGCGAUGGCGAUGUUACCGGCGCUCUUCUCUUCUCCUUCGAUUCUAACCAGCAGAAUCAGAUGCGGAGCCACAGCUAACAGCGGCGGCGCACUCUCAUCUACUUCUUCUGACUCCGAUCUUAGGAGAGGUGUUCCCUUGUAUAAGCCCAAAUCAUACGAGGUUCUAGCCACUGACGCCGCCAAUUCUCUUGCUUUCGCUCUCCAGGAUUCAAAAUCUCGUUUGGAAAUCGAUUUUCCACCUUUACCCAGUAGCAUUUCUUCUUACAAGGGUUCGUCAGACGACUUUAUUGAUGCUAAUAUACAACUGGCCGUGACUGUUGUCCGCAAACUUCAGGAGAAAAUUGAGACAAGAGCUUGCAUUGUUUUUCCUGACAAGCCUGAGAAGCACAGGGCUUCUCAACGCUUCAAAGCGGCAUUUGAUUCGGUUGAUGGCAUAAGUAUUGGUUCUCUAGAUGAUAUACCUGGUAGCUCUGUCACCAAUUUCUUCAGGUCCAUAAGGAGUAUCCUGGACUUUGAUUUUGAAGAUGAAAAUGAAGGAACUUGGGAGCCCAAGGAGCCUCCGACCCUUUAUAUAUUUAUCAAUUGCAGCACUCGGGAACUCUCUUUCAUAGAGAAGUUUGUGGAAACCUUUGCCAGUUCAACCCCAGCUCUUCUGUUCAAUCUUGAGCUAGAUACUUUGCGUGCUGACCUAGGGCUUCUUGGCUUCCCUCCUAAAGAUCUGCACUACCGGUUUCUUUCUCAAUUUAUUCCCGUCUUUUAUAUCCGAACCAGAGAGUAUUCAAAGACAGUGGCAGUGGCACCAUUUGUGUUAAACUACAACGGAGCACUUUUCCGACAAUAUCCUGGGCCAUGGCAGGUGAUGCUUAAGCAAACUGAUGGUUCAUAUGCGUGUGUUGCAGAAAGCCCUACUCGUUUCACGCUGGGUGAAACGAAGGAAGAGCUGUUGCAGGUUCUGGGACUACAAGAAGAGAAAGGAAGCUCACUCGAGUUCCUGCGCAGGGGAUACAAGUCGGCAACUUGGUGGGAAGAGGAUGUGGAGCUUGAGGCAUCAUCUAAUUGGCGUAACUGAACGAUGGCCAAGUCAUGGAUUCACACUUUUGGUAUGUUUGUUAAGUCCCUCAAGAUCGAGAUAUUUACACUUGUAUAUGUGCAAAGUUGGUAGAGAGAGUUUGGGAGAUGUUAAUGGGAAUGAUAAAGGAUAGUUUGAAAAUGAUGUCUAUAUAAACUCAGUCCAAUUAUGAUAGUGUCUGCUCCACCCACUUUAA